Lampris incognitus (smalleye Pacific opah) is the source of this 3381-nucleotide messenger RNA. Its product is annotated as coiled-coil domain-containing protein 158-like. Bases 261 to 3269 code for a protein of 1002 amino acids. The record is from RefSeq and is a predicted model, not a curated record. Lineage: Eukaryota; Metazoa; Chordata; Actinopteri; Lampriformes; Lampridae. The transcript has 23 exons.
UAUUUUGCAGCUGCCAAGAUGUCUGCGUUUGCUUCCAGUUUAAUGUUGUGAAGAUGAUUAACUGGGCGGAUUGGUGUUUGCAUUAAGAUGAUUAAUUACCUUGCGCCAGACCACAAUGAUUUAUCUAUGAAGAGGAUUUGCCGAACGGAAGAGGAUGUUUCCAUGGUUACGCGUACCCGCGAGCUGAUCCGUUCGCUGGCUAAGCUACCUUAGAGUAGCCUGCCUUUUGUUUGUAUUUAGCGCUAAUGAGCUGACCGGGGAUGUCACUGGGGUUGGAAAACUUCGGGCCCCAAACUAAAGGCAUCUUCGUCAACAACGACGCUGACGUUUCACAUUCUGAAGAUGCUGAUGGAUUAUUGCACCACACCAAAGUUGCAAGAGCAGCAACAGAGACACGUAAGACCAGCACACCUCCUAGACCCAACAGUCUGAAACUGCAAGAGCUGAGUGAGGAGCUGGACAGGCGUACUAAAGAAACGCAGAGGCUACAAGAGGAGGUGGAAAAUGCAACCAAACGGGUCCUGCAGAGGGUCGGCUGCACGUAUAGCAUCGAGAAACGCCAACAAAGCUGUCAUUUGUCUAUGUAUAAUGUAGACCUCUCACCAGGGGUUCCAGAUGUCCGGCCAGCUCAUCAGGAGCCAGUGAUCCAGCCUCUCAGCCAUGUUCUGGAAGGCUUGACCCAGAGAGGUAUCGGUUUCCCUGGAAAGGAAGUUCUGGAAAGUGCCAUAGAAGACUACUCUCAACAGGUGUCGUUGCUGCAGAGGCAGCUCGGUGAGUCAUAUGGUCAGCAUGAGCAGCAGAAGAUUCAGUUUCAUCAGACCAUCAUAAAGCUGCAGACCAAGCUUCAGGAGGUCCAGAUGGAGAAUGCGGUCCUCUCAGACCUCAGAAUGGCAGAUUCAAGCAAACAUGCCAGCCAGAUUGAGAAGAUGCAAGAGGCGCUGUGUGAGCUCCAGAGUGCCAAACAGUCCAGCGACCAGAAGCUGCAGGAGAUGGAGGACAAAGCAAGAUCUCUCAGCGGGAAAGCAAAGUCAAUGGAACGCACUAUCAGAGAGGUGUACACUUCACUGGUGGCUCAUAAUAAGCACUAUGAAGACAGCACUGUGGCAGCAGAUGAUGCUGCCAGCAGCCCAUGGCAGCUGCCACUGGAGGUCUUCGCUGCCAAGGUAGUGGACAAGCUGGAGCAUGAGAACAACAGACUACGAGAGAGGCUUUCACUGCUUGGAAAUGAUGAACAGAAGUACCAAGGGAAGUUAGACUCCAUGUUAAAAGAACAAAAAGACAGAAUGGAACAGCUUAUUGCCAAACAUGACCAGGAGGUGGCACUGUUGACUGACAAAUUGAUUUGCUGCGAGAACAACGGCACCAGUUUACAGGUCAAACUGCUGUUGCUACAAAAACAGGUGGAGACUCAGCAGUCGUUGCACCAGUGUCAAGUCACUGAACUUGAGUCCUCCCUCUCCUUCAAUAGAGAGAAGGUUGGAUCUUUGGAGGAGCAGCUGACCCAGGCCCUGUCCCAGAUGGAGGAGGCCCAGAAAGAGAGAGACCAAUCCCUGCACCAGGUGGAGGAACUCAACUCCCAGCUGGUCCAGCUCAAGCGCUGCAGCGAGCAGCAGCGGUGGGAGCUCCAAGAGGAGGUCAGGACCCUGAGAGGACAGCUGGAGGCGUGGGAGCAGCUGCUGAGAGCUGGCGAAGAGGAGGCCCAUCUCCAGGUGCUGCUGGGGCAGAGGGCCCAGGAGAGCAGGAAGACCCAGACACUCCUAGAGGAGAGGGAGGAGGAGCUGAGACUCAGGCAGCAAGAGGCCCUGGAGGUCAGCGCCAGGCUGGUGGAGGUCCAGGGCCAGUGCCAGGUUCUGUGGUCGGAGGCGGAGAUGCUGAAGCUGAAGCUCGAUGACAGGGAGAAGGUGGUGGAGAUCGUCAGGCUGCAGAUGGAGAGCGGCUCCCAGAUGCUGGCUCAGCAUGGCCACACCAUGGACAGCCUUCACUGGGAGAAGAGCCACCUCACCAACCAGCUCAACCAGCAAAAGCUGGAGCUCCAGCAGCUCAAGGCUGAGCUGGGCCAGGGCGAGGCUGUCCUGGCUGCUCUGGAGCAGGAGAGGAGUGAGCUGCAGACCUCCCUGGCUGAGCAGAGCCACAGCAUCCAGCAGGCGGCCCUGGAGAAACGGCGGCUCACCGGCCAGCUGGACGCACAAAGCAGGCAGCUCGUGUCUCUCACUGAGGAGCACAAGGAGCUUCAGAGGUUGCACAGCAGUGAGAAGGAGGACCAUGAGGCAGCAUUGCGGAAGCUGAAGAACCAGCUAAAGAACGCCCUGUCCGAGCUGGACCGGGCCAGGAGCUCCUUAAGGACCCUGGAAGGGGCCGAUGGACAUGGCCUCCAAGUGGCCAUGGGCAUGCAGAAGCAGAUCACGGCUCGGCGGGAUCAGAUUGACUCUCUGCAAGGCAGAAUCCAACAGCUGGAGGAGAGCACGGAGAAACUCCACCAGGAGAAGCGCUACCAGAGUCUGGAGGGUAGGCGUCGGGCCCAGGAGCUAGCCAGUGCCAGAGAGGAGACGAGACGGCUUUUGGAGGAGCUGGAGGCCUUGCGCUCCAAGGAACGACGGCACACAGAGAGGGUUGCCGAGCUGGAGACAGCCCUCCACAAGAUAUCAGACCGCUUUGCAGACCGUCAGGACUUCAUCCAGCUGCAAGAGCAGGAAUUUGUUCGUUUGAAACUCCAACAUGCCCUGGACCUGAAGGAGCUUCAAGGGCAAAAUUUGCGCACUGCCGUUGGCGCUCCAUCCACCCCGUCCUCCUCCCAGCCAGUGUCUAAGACCCGUAUCGAGCUUAAGUCACAGGGUCUUCCAGAGAACUCCGCUCUGGAGCUCAGGUCUCUGGUUAGGGAGCUUCGAGGUGUGAUUUCAGAGAACCACCACAGACCACAUACAGACAGCCACAGACGUAGGUCUGCCCCCGAGAGAACAGCCAGGACCUCGCUCUGGGGUACCAGUGACACGGCGGUGACCAGCUCCAAACUGCCAAAGGAGAUCCACAGCAAUGAGCCCCAGCUCCUCAGGACAGCUGAACUGAAUGACAACCAUGUAACCAAUAACUUCUCCAAGAACAGCCGUGUUAUGUCUAGGCUGCUGUACCCAGCCAGAUACACUUCCUCCCCUCAGCCAGUCUUGCUGGGCCGCAGGUCACCCGUGCAUUCCCUCCUCACCUCCAACCCCAACACAGAGCUCUUCGGGAACAAAUGUGAGGGCACAGCCGCCCUCAGCAGCGUACUCACCUAAAACUCCUCCUGUAAAAGGAAUCAAGAAAGAAAGAUGAAGGCCUCGAAUAACGAGGCUCUACAAGAACACAGACUGACCAAAUGUCUAUUUUUGUAAUUAAAAUGAAAUGUUU